UAACGCACCAACCUCAAACGUCGGCCCGGCCGAACGAAACUCGCGGAUUGGACGACUUACCUGCUGCACCGCAUGAGCCAAUCACAGCUCCGAUUCAUGACGCACUGCGCGUGACCGACCGUAUACAGAUACGUUCUCGCCGCUCCCGCGCAGUCCGGCAACCGACGCGAUACGAUUAAUAUAUGUUUAAUGAUAAGUUGUAAAUCACUACAGUAUUUAGUGCUUAAUUUCUAAUAAGUUUCCCAUAAGAACAUUACGAGUGUAAUUAUUCAACAGAAUACACUUUUUAUUCAGUAUCGGUGUCGUUUUCACUUUUAAAUAGCCUCCUCAUCCGAACCCCGAGCUAGCUGGCGCUACAAAAUGGCUGCCCAAGUGUGAGGCUAUAGUGAAAAAGUGGACUUUUGUGCCGUGAUUCAUUAAAAUAAACAAUAUAGUGUAAUAAAAUGCCGCCUAAAUCAAGGAGAAAUCGACGUGUGUCGACGCCGACGCGAGAUGACCUCGAGCCCGCUCGAGAAGGUUCUUUCACGAGAGAUGACGUCGCGACGCUUGUGGAUUCGUUGCAACGGUCGCAAACCAACGCCUUCAGGGAACUGCUGGAAAGCGUCAUCACAACCUCUAGGCACCCGUCGUCGUCUACUACAUCGACACCGUUUCUUGUAGAAGGAGGAAAUUUCUCUCGCUGCAAAGCUCGAUUCGCUGGAAAUGCGGAAGAGUCCAUCGAAGGUUUUAUUGACGCCAUUGAGGCCUACAAAGAUUGUGCCAACAUCUCGGACGAUAACGCCAUUCGUGGGUUAUCAAUGCUACUAACGCAUUCAGCCGCAGAUUGGUGGCAGGGCAUAAAACCGGAGAUAACUUCAUGGGCCGAAGUCAUUGAUAGUUUGCGCCAUACCUACGGCGACAAUCGAGCUCCACCACGCAUUUACCGUGACUUAUUCGCCACACCACAAGGCGAAGAAAAUACACAUGUUUUCGUCGCAAAGUGUAGAGCGUUGUUGGCAAAAUUGCCGCGUAGCGAGUUGGCCGAGAAGGUACAAUUGGAUAUGGUGUACGGACUGUUAAACAAACGUAUACGCAAACGUGUUAAGAGGGAAGAGUGUAAGAUAUUGUUACAAAAGGCGCGCGCUGUCGAAGAAUCGUUGAACGAGAGUACGAACGAUACAAAGGCCGCCGCCGCUUCCAAGAACGUGAGCUACGCCUCGCCGAGUCGUCCCGUCGCCGUGUCAAAGCCGCCGCGCGCUGCCGCGAGCGCGAGCGCCGCGCCGCCGUCCCGCGAGCCCCGCGUGCCUCCGCCGCGUCGUUUAGAUGAUAACAGUGAUAACAAUACAGCGUCCGCGUCCGCCGCGAAAUCUAAGUCGUAUAGUAAAAAGUGCGGGUAUUGUAAACGUUACGGCCACGUAAAAGAAGAAUGUAGAAAACUAAAUAAAGACACUAGUGGUACGUCUAACGAUAAUAAUAAUAACACAUCAGAUGUUAAUGUCUUACGUUGUUAUGGUUGUGGUCAAGUAGGUGUUAUACGCGCAAAUUGCGAAAAAUGUAAUGCUACUUUCUGUACUGUCAACUGCAGCAUGGAUUCGUCCAAUCCAGGGUUAAAGGACACUGGUAAGCAGACUAAGAAGCUCUCCCCGGUGAGUAGUACUCUUAACUCUAUACCUAAGGUUCAAAAUGAUAAGCUUGACGAGAUCUUUUUGUCUCCCACUGAUUUUCGACAUGCACUUCCUGCAAAUUUCUUUGGUGACGGUUUAGUAGCAAAGCCGGUGUUUGCCCCGCGCCGCCGACAGCUCCCAGGAUGA
This is a messenger RNA of Cydia fagiglandana, 1790 nucleotides long. RefSeq lists its product as uncharacterized. Lineage: Eukaryota; Metazoa; Arthropoda; Insecta; Lepidoptera; Tortricidae. The record is from RefSeq and is a predicted model, not a curated record. Gene Ontology annotation, molecular function: zinc ion binding; nucleic acid binding. The transcript has a single exon. The coding region runs from base 444 to 1790 and encodes 448 amino acids.